AUGGAUCAGUGUGAGGACAGAGAGGAGGGAGUCCCUCCCUCUAAAACCACUCUGUGUGGGGAACAUGAGAGCCAGACCAAAGCUCAGAGGAACCAACCUGAACCUGAACCUGAACCCAGCUGUGUGUCCAUAAAGAGCGACCGGUCAAAAGACGUUCCUCGUGAUUUCAAACAAAAAUGGUCCUUUGGUAAAAUAGUAGACUACAAGAACUCAGAUGUUCCCAGUGGUCAGUUUCCCCAAAACUAUAAAACACAGCUCCACACUAUAUUUAAGCUGCUGGAAAACUACAUCAUCAAUUUUGUGAAGAAUGAGCUGAAGGAGAUCCAGAAGGUUCUGGAUCCAAAUUAUGCAGAAUCCUUAGUGAGGCAGUGGAAGGAUUGUGAGAUUUUGAAGGGUGAAGAAAGAAGAAGUAGAGAGGCAGUUAUGAAUAUCACACUGCACUUCCUGAGGAGAGGGAAUCAGGAGAAGCUGGCUGACCAUCUACAAAGCAGAACACUUGCAGGAGUUGUUUAUAAACUCAAAUCUGCUCUGAAGAAGAAGUUCCAGUGUGUGUUUGAGGGCAUCGCUAAAGCAGGAAACCCAACCCUUCUGAACCAGAUCUACACAGAGCUUUACAUCACAGAGGGAGGGACUGCAGAGGUCAAUGAGGAACAUGAGGUCAGACAGAUUGAAACAGCAUCCAGGAAACCAGACAGACCAGAAACAACAAUCAGACAAGAAGACAUCUUUAAAGGCUCACCUGGAAGAGAUGAACCAAUCAGAACAGUGCUGACAAAGGGAGUGGCUGGCAUUGGGAAAACAGUCUUAACACAGAAGUUCACUCUGGACUGGGCUGAAGACAAAGCCAACCAGGACAUCCAGUUCAUGUUUCCAUUCACUUUCAGAGAGCUGAAUGUGCUGAAAGAGAAAAAGUUCAGCUUGGUGGAACUUGUUCAUCACUUCUUUACUGAAACCAAAGAAGCAGGAAUCUGCAGCUUUGAAGACUUCCAGGUUGUGUUCAUCUUUGAUGGUCUGGAUGAGUGUCGACUUCCUCUGGACUUCCACAACACUGAGAUCCUGACUGAUGUUACAGAGUCCACCUCAGUGGAUGUGCUGCUGACAAACCUCAUCAGGGGGAACCUGCUUCCCUCUGCUCACCUCUGGAUAACCACACGACCUGCAGCAGCCAAUCAGAUUCCCUCUGAGUGUGUUGACGUGGUGACAGAGGUCAGAGGGUUCACUGACCCACAGAAGGAGGAGUACUUCAGGAAGAGAUUCAGAGAUGAGGAGCAGGCCAGCAGGAUCAUCUCCCACAUCAAGACAUCACGAAGCCUCCACAUCAUGUGCCACAUCCCAGUCUUCUGCUGGAUCACUGCUACAGUUCUGGAGGAUGUGCUGAAAACCAGAGAGAGAGGAGAGCUGCCCAAGACUCUGACUGAGAUGUACAUCCACUUCCUGGUGGUUCAGGCCAAAGUGAAGAAGGUCAAGUAUGAUGGAGGAACUGAGACAGAUCCACACUGGAGUCCAGAGAGCAGGAAGAUGAUUGAGUCUCUGGGAAAACUGGCUUUUGAUCAGCUGCAGAAAGGAAACCUGAUCUUCUAUGAAUCAGACCUGACAGAGUGUGGCAUCGAUAUCAGAGCAGCCUCAGUGUACUCAGGAGUGUUCACACAGAUCUUUAAAGAGGAGAGAGGGCUGUACCAGGACAAGGUGUUCUGCUUCAUCCAUCUGAGUGUUCAGGAGUUUCUGGCUGCUCUUCAUGUCCAUCUGACCUUCAUCAACUCUGGAGUCAAUCUGCUGGAAGAACAACAAUCAACCUCGCAGACAGAGCAACACUUCUACCAGAGUGCUGUGAACAAGGCCUUACAGAGUCCAAAUGGACACCUGGACUUGUUCCUCCGCUUCCUCCUGGGUCUUUCACUGAAGACCAAUCAAACUCUAUUACAAGGCCUACUGGCACAAACAAGACAGAGGCUAUAUACCAGCCAUACUCUCCUACAAUGCCUCCUUCCUCUGAAGGAAAGGAGCUCACAGACCAAUCAGGAAACAGUCCAGUACAUCAAGAAGAAGCUCAAUGAGAAUCUCUCUGUAGAGAAAAGCAUCAACCUGUUCCACUGUCUGAAUGAACUGAAUGAUCGUUCUCUAGUGGAGGAGAUCCAACAGUCCCUGAGUUCAGGAAGUCUCUCCACAGAUCAAGUGUCUCCUGCUCAGUGGUCAGCUCUGAUCUUCAUCUUACUGUCAUCAGAAGAAGAUCUAGAUAAGUUUGACCUGAAGAAAUACUCUGCUUCAGAGGAGGCUCUGCUGAGGCUGCUGCCAGUGGUCAAAGCCUCCAAUAAAGCUCUGCUCAGUAACUCUAACCUGUCAGAGAGAAGCUGUGAAGCUCUGUCCACCAUUCUCAGAGUAGAGGGCUGUGAGCUGAGAGCUCUAGACCUGAGUAACAAUAAUCUAUGGGAUUCAGGAUUGGAGCUGCUGUUGGCUGGAGUGGCAGGUUCACACUGUAACCUAGAAGUGCUCAUACUGAGUGGCUGUAACUUCUCAGAAAGAAGCUGUGUAAUUGUCUCCUCAGUUCUCACUUCGCAGUGUUCUAGUCUGAGAGAGCUGGACCUGAGUAACAAUGAACUGAAGGACUCUGGUGUGAAAGAGUUGUCUUCAGGACUGGAAAGUACACACUGGAAACUGGAAACAUUGAGGCUGUCAGGCUGUCUGAUCACAGAAGAAGGUUGUAAGUCUCUGGUCUCAGCUUUUAGCUCCAACCCCUCCCAUGUAAGAGAGUUGGACCUGAGCUACAACCAUCCAGGAGAGGCAGGAGUGAAGCUGCUGGAGCACCUAAAACUGGAAACUCUCAGGGUGGAGCCUGCUGGAGUCCAAUGGUUGAGACCAGGUCUGAGGAAGUAUUCCUGUCAACUCACAAUCGACACAAACACAGUGAACACAAACCUCAAACUGUCUGACAACAACAGGAAGGUGAUGUGUGUGAAGGAGGUUCAGUCAUAUCCUGAUCAUCCAGACAGGUUUGAUGGCUGGCCUCAGCUGCUGUGUAGAGAUAGUCCAACUUAUCGCUGUUACUGGGAGGUCGAGUGGAGAGGAAAGGUUUAUAUAUCAGUGAGUUACAGAAGAAUCAGCAAGAAAGGAAAAUGUAUUGACUGUGUGUUUGGAAAGAAUAAUAAGUCCUGGAGUCUGUUCUGCUCUGAUGAUGAUGGUUACUCUGUUUGGCACAAUAACCAGAAGACAUCAAUCUCCUCCUCCUCCUCUGUCUCUCACAGAGUAGCAGCAUAUGUGGACUGUCCUGCUGGCACUCUGUCCUUCUACAGAGUCUCCUCUGACACUCUGAUCCACCUCCACACCUUCAACACCACAUUCACUGAACCUCUUUAUCCUGGAUUUACAGUCUCACUGUCUUCCUCAGUGUCUCUGUGCUGA
Messenger RNA from Archocentrus centrarchus (flier cichlid), 3396 nucleotides. Its product is annotated as NLR family CARD domain-containing protein 3-like. Gene Ontology annotation, molecular function: protein binding. The transcript is spliced from 10 exons. Bases 1 to 3396 code for a protein of 1131 amino acids. The record is from RefSeq and is a predicted model, not a curated record. Lineage: Eukaryota; Metazoa; Chordata; Actinopteri; Cichliformes; Cichlidae.